CUUUCUUCUAUUUCUAAAGUCUAAAACCUUCUCUUCUCUCUCUCACUCUCAAAUCCCCAAUCCCCAUUUAUUAUCUAUCUCCCUUUGCCUGUCUUUCCACAAAUCCACUGCCCACAUCUUCUCCUCUCCUCGCUUGCAUUUCUCUGCCAUCUUGUUCUUUUCCUGUUUUCUUUUUUCUUUUUUAAUUCUUAUUUUAUUACAAAAAUCCCACAUCCAAAACCUCAUCAAUCAUACAUAUAGAAAAAGCCAUUUAUUGAAAACAAUAAAAAUAAAAAAGAUCUCAUCAUGAAAGGUGAAUAUGUAGAUUCCGAAAAUGGAAACCCCAACAACAUGUUCUCUAAACUUCACCACCACCACCACCAACGCCAAAACCAACCUUUCUCUCAUCACUUCCCUCUCUCUCACCAAUCCCAACCUCCUAUCUCCGAUGACCCCAAUGGCCCUUCCACCACCCCCAACUCUUCUCUCCCUCGUCUUGGCAGCGCCAGUACCGAUGGAGCUUCCAUUGAAGUCGUUCGACGACCCAGGGGUCGUCCUCCAGGUUCCAAAAAUAAGCCCAAACAACCCCUCCUCUUCUCUCGGGAACCUAACCCUGCCAUGAAUCCUUACGUUCUCGAAAUACCUGGAGGACACGACGUCGUUGAUGCUAUCUCCACCUUCUCUCGCCGCAAAAACAUUGGAAUCUGCGUACUUACAGGAUCUGGAACCGUUUCCAAUGUAACUAUCCGCCAACUCUCGUCUACGCCGGGAGCUGUCAUAACUUUCCAUGGCAGAUUCGACAUCUUAUCCCUCUCAGCCACGUUCCUACCCCCAACGACGUCGUAUCAGGUUCCGAACACGUUCUCUAUCUCUUUAGCGGGUCCUCAAGGCCAGAUCGUUGGAGGUUUCGUGGCUGGCUCCUUGGUGGCGGCUGGCACGGUGUAUAUAGUUGCCGCUACGUUUACCAACCCUUCAUAUCAUCAGUUACCAGGAGGAGGAGGAGGAGGAGGAGAAGAAACUAGGAAUACGAUGUCGUCUGGUGGAGAUGGUGAAGGUGAAGGACAGUCGCCGCCGUUUUCUGGUGGCGGUGGAGAUAGUACUGGUCACGGCGGCGGUUCAGAAUCUUGUGGGGUUUCGAUGUACAGUAAUCAUUUCGGAGGUGGAUCAGAUGUGAUUUGGGCUCCAACUGCUAGACCACCGCCUCCUCCACCGCCUUACUAAUUUAGGUUCAAGCUUUAUCUUUCUUUCAAAAAUAUUAUUCUUUGGUAUCACUCUGAAUUUAAUGGAGUUUCAAUUAUGGUGUUUUUUUUUUCCAAAUCUUCUCUUUCUGUAUGAGUUAUGCAGUUUUUGUAUUUCAUCAUCAUAAAUAUAAUCAUUAAUUAUCUUGUUUACAUUUUAA
Messenger RNA from Gossypium raimondii (Peruvian cotton), 1378 nucleotides. Its product is annotated as AT-hook motif nuclear-localized protein 17. Gene Ontology annotation, cellular component: nucleus. The record is from RefSeq and is a predicted model, not a curated record. Lineage: Eukaryota; Viridiplantae; Streptophyta; Magnoliopsida; Malvales; Malvaceae. Bases 286 to 1200 code for a protein of 304 amino acids. The transcript has a single exon. Gene Ontology annotation, molecular function: DNA-binding transcription factor activity; minor groove of adenine-thymine-rich DNA binding.